Molecule: messenger RNA, 1433 nt
Organism: Frankliniella occidentalis (western flower thrips)
Lineage: Eukaryota; Metazoa; Arthropoda; Insecta; Thysanoptera; Thripidae
Exons: 3
Coding region: 54-371 (105 amino acids)
Source: RefSeq, a predicted model, not a curated record
GCCGGCGGGGCGCUCCCGGGCGGCAGUGGGCACCCGGGACGCGCCGCCGCGCCAUGACCCUCAAAGAGUCCCUCAUCUACAGCGGGCUCAGCGCCCUCUUCUCUGUCUUCUGCUGGUUUGUCCGUUUUGCGUGGAAGCGCUGGCGCAAGAAGAAGCGCGCCGUUAAGCCGGAGAAAGGCACCGAGGCCAGCAGAGACGAGCUGACGGAGGAGGUGCAGGACAUCCCCUUCACCGUCUGCGGCAACGUCAUGAAGGGCGCCGGGGACAGCGCCAUUCAGGCAUUCGCGGAAGGCGAGUCCCGGCGCUGGUGCUGCUGCUUCCGGCCGUGGUGCUGCUGCCGGCCGUGGUGCUGCUGCCGCUGCCUCGUCUGAGGGGGGUCGACACGACUGAUGAGCAAAGGAUCCCGACCAACUUCGAGGAAAUGAAAUAAUCGUUCGGCCCGCACCACGGUCGGGUCGGGUCGGGCCGCACAUGACGUCGCCUGGCUAUAACCCGGUUACAGGAGGGCGGCUCUGGUCAAUAGCUUCCCCGCACAUCUGAUGGGGACGGGCCGUUCGCAACCGCACGCAAUCCGUCCCAUGUGGCUCCACCGCCCCGCCGGCCCCGCCGGCCCCCGCCGCUCCCCGCUGGGGCCCCGCCCGCCCCCGUGCAUGAGUAAUAAGAGCGAGCAUGCGCCACUGGAAGACCUCCAAUAGGACGUGUCGCCGCGGCAUUAACCAGGGGGCCUUGGACGUCGACAGCUGCAGCAGCUGAGGUCCAUCGGCUGCAGCUGCUGGCAGCUGGAGAUGCGGCAGCUGCGCGCCCGUUGAAUUAAAGUCGCCGAGAUGCGUUAUUCAAAAGGUUAAUGAAAUAAUCAGAGUGGGACACGAAUCACAGGACCUUAGGAGCAUCAUCAGCCGCAGAUGAAGAAGACGCAAGCGUUCAGCUGCAGCUGCCCGCGGCCACGCGCAGCUGCGCACCUGCAAAUAAAGACGUCGAGGGGCGCGCGCGAGCGUGCAAGGUUAGUGAAAUAGCGGUGCGGGGCACGUCGCGCGGAGCCUUUGUACCGCCUUUAUAUUGGCCAUCAAUCCAGACUAUAAGGUGGGGCGGGGGCGGCUGAGCGUGCUGGGGCCCCCGCUGGCCCCGGAGCCUGGCGCGGACGUGGCUUCGACGGCCAGGGCCGGGCAGGGCUGCUGCUGCCGCUGCUGCUUCGACGUCGUGGCUUCCGACUGGCUUUGGCCGCGCAAAGCCCACUAAAAACGACGAUCAAUUUCUUUAGGUCGACAGGUUUAGUGCCCCGCACUCACCCCGCCCCCGGCUCUUUUCGCCUGCUUCCGGGCCCCGGAUGCGUCCGACCGACGUCAACUUCUCAGCUUAUUAUGUCGGUCAAAAGGGAAAUGCAAUAAAAUGUGUUGCGCGACGUUCCCGUCGUCGCAAAAGUGUCGCAGUUCGAA